UUCCUUCCAACGCAUUGCGGCACUUGGGAAAUGAAAUGCUGCUUGUCUGUGUUACUGGUGCUUUGCAGCGUCUCCGAAUUGCCGGCUGCCCUGUCAGGGCCCAGGCAGGUGGCCCCCGGCGACCCCCCAGCUCUCCAGCACUCUUUGUGUCCAUUUCCAUCAGCCGCCCCGUCCUGCUGAGCGGAGCUGAGCUGAGCUGAACUGAACUUGAUACCCCGCGAGACGGGCCUUCCUUGAAAUGUUUGCCGCAGGGUUUUGUUGAAAGGGCUGAAGGCUGAAGUGACCUUUUCACGAGCAGGUGAGGUGUCAGGUGCUGUUUGCGGACCUGUUGAAGAAGGGCUUUGAGCUGCUGUCGUCGGCCGGGUCCAGACCCCCCUCCCCCCCGGUGGCCCCGGCUGUGCGGCUCCGCGGGUACCAGCUCGGGGCUUUUCUACCUUUCUUCUACCUUUCCUUUCAGUUCUUCCGCUCCAUUCUCGUAGAACAGAAGGCGCACUUUUCUCUCACACACACACAAACACACACUCUCUGUGUGACACCGCACGGCCCACGGUUCCCACGUGUGUUCGAAAGAUGAGCGAUAAAUCUCAUUUGGCGCGUCACGGGUUUCGCAGAAUCACGUUCGCGCGCAGAGCUCAUCGUCAUGUCCUUGUACUUCUGCAAUGAAAUUGUUUCAACGAUUUAAUCAGAAAUGCCCGUUAACGCGCUGCUCUUUUAAAACUUUUUUCCGACGCGCUUUUCGCUUAGUAGCAACCCCCAUCCACCUCUGACCCGCAUGUGUUACUCGGCCAAAAAGAAAUUCGUGUUUUUUUUUUUGUUUUUUUCUUUUUUUUUUUUUUUUUUGCGAACCGGACGCGUCGGAACACCAAACGUCCCUUUAAAUCCAUUCUCGGCCGCGCGGGAGUUCGUGCCUCGAGAAGCGGGAAGAAGAAGGUUCCUUUCGGAGUAAAUGAAGCUUCGCGGAAUAUCUCGUGUUUUGAUCAAGAUGAAGCCAUUUCCUCACUCGAAGACAAGCGCUCCUUUUUCCACACACGACUGCGAUGAGGGACACAGGUUAGGGACCGUGGCGACUGACGCGCGCGCGCGCGCCCGCGCCACCAAAAGCCCUCGUCCCGACAAGAGCAGCCCGUUCUCGGCAGGAGAAAUGUGGCAUUGCCGCAUUCCCUUGUCAUUAAACCCAAUAAUUAACGUCGCGUUACAAGGGAUAGCUCAGAAAAAAAGGGAUAUUCAUAAGUACUUAAUAGCGGGGUGUGGGUUAAUCAAAAGUUUAUGAAAACAUUUCGCAUGAAAAAUGGAAAGUCGUGCACAUGAUGAUUUACACUUCCGAAGGCCAAAGGAAAAGAAAAAUCUGGAUGUGGGAAUCAUGCUGUUUUCGCAGCGCUCCUUUCAGACUGAGGGAUGCAUCCUCCUGCGUGGAAGCGUCGCGCUCCUCGCGGGUGCCGUGCCAGGAAUGAUGCGGUGCGGUCUGCGGGUCGCGGGGCCGGUCAGUGUCGCCCUCUGGCGCUCUCGGGUUGCCGAAGUGGGCGGAUUGCAGCGCCUCUCUGCCCAAUGGCAGCCGCGGCUCUCGCGUGCCACCCGAAAGCCCUUAAAGCAUCAUCCGCACUCGGAGAGGAGAGGCAUAGAGUGCAGCAGCUCCCAGCGCUCAGGAUGACCGGCUCAGCCCCCGCGGCCGCCCCGUACCCACGGCCCAGGCAAGAAGUGGGCGCUGCGCGGCACUGCUAGCACUAGCGCUCCACAGACACGCACACGCACACGCACACGCACACACACGCCGGACGACCGGACCCACAAAGGCUGCACGAGAGGAAAAAAGGAAUUACUGCUUCAAGAGGGGAGGAGGAGGAGGAGGAGGAGGAGGAGGGAGCAUCAUCAGUUCGAUGCCAACAUGAUCAUCUUCUCGUCGCGCAGCGUGCUGCUCUCAGUGUACUACCCGCAGAUCUUCCUCAUCCUCACCAGCGGCAGCUACCUGGCUCUGUCCUCCGUGGUGGCCCUGGGCGCCAACAUCAUCUGCAACAAGAUCCCAGGCCUUGCCCCUCGACAGCGGGCCAUUUGCCAGAGCCGCCCCGAUGCCAUCAUUGUCAUCGGUGAAGGUGCCCAGCUGGGCAUCAACGAGUGCCAGUACCAGUUCCGUUACGGACGCUGGAACUGCUCGGCCCUCGGCGAGAAGACAGUUUUUGGCCAGGAGCUUCGAGUAGGCAGCAGAGAAGCAGCGUUCACCUACGCCAUCACGGCAGCGGGUGCGGCCCAUGCAGUCACAGCAGCUUGCAGCCAGGGUAACCUGAGCCACUGCGGGUGCGACCGUGAGAAGCAAGGCUACUACAACCAGGAGGAAGGCUGGAAGUGGGGCGGCUGCUCGGCCGACAUCAAGUACGGCAUUGCCUUCUCCCGUUGGUUUGUGGAUGCUCGAGAGAUAAAAAAGAACGCCCGGAGGCUGAUGAACCUCCACAACAACGAGGUGGGCAGAAAGGUCUUAGAGGAGCGGAUGAAGUUGGAAUGCAAAUGCCAUGGUGUUUCUGGCUCCUGCACCACGAAGACGUGUUGGACCACCCUGCCCAAGUUCCGGGAGAUUGGCUACAUCCUGAAGGACAAGUACAACAAGGCCGUGCACGUAGAGGUGGUGCGGGCCAGCCGGCUGAGGCAGCCCACCUUCCUGAAGGUAAAGAAGAGCCAGGGCUACCGUAAGCCCAGUGAGUCAGACCUGGUCUACAUCGACCGCUCACCCAACUACUGCGAGGAAGAUGCUGCCACCGGCAGCGUAGGUACCCAAGGACGGCUCUGCAACCGCACUUCCCCGCAUACAGACGGCUGUGAUCUGAUGUGCUGUGGCCGGGGUUACAACACACACCAGUACACCAAAGUGUGGCAGUGCAACUGCAAGUUCCAGUGGUGCUGCUUCGUCAAGUGCAACACCUGCUCCGAGCGGACGGAAGUGUUCACCUGCAAGUAAUGCCCGAGGUCGGGGGGGGGGGAGGGGGCAGAAGAACAGGAGCAAGAGCGGUAAAAAUGGGUCUGCCUGUGGCUGAUGCAAGGUGAGAAGGAGAAGUCAUCGGCGGGGCAGACUGAACGGUGACGACUCAAGGCAUAAGAAUCAUUCUGGAGACCGAUUCUGAACAAGAUCCUACAUGGGUGGAAUUUACGAUAUCAUGGCAUUGUUUGCACAUUGAAAUCUAUAUUCAGAUAUAAAUAGGUAAAAUCCCACUUUACUGAAAACAAGAAUGAUCCGUUCUUAUGCACUGAUCUGUCUACAUUGACUGAAGUGGUGACUUACAGGAUACAAAAUAGUGCCCUGAUCGCAACCGUACAGAGUGCUCUGGGAUUUCUAGUUCUGUAGUGUCAUGAUAAGUUCGUAAAGGAGACACAAGGAGACUCAAGAUCCCAGGAUGCUGUGGAACCCAGCACCACAUUUCCUAUAGGCUGUGGUGAAUGAGACAACGAUUUUGUAGUGUAACCAUCAAUCAGUUUAUCGUAAUAAACCCAGACUUUCUGGUGGCAGGAGAAAGGAAGUGAUGCACAAACUGGAAUGCCAUUUUUAAGCUCAGUUAAAAUGAAGAAUGCUUGGCGCGGUGCCUUCGGGCUCACUGAACGCUGACAUUGCAUGAACAGGGAAGAGCGUGUUUGCUGUCCAGUCACACUGAAACUGUUUGUUUGAACACUGAAAUUAUUAAAAUGUUUAUUUAUGUUUAUUUAGUAUCUUUUUAAACAGAGCACUAACGGGUAGAAAUGUCUUAUUUUGUACUAAGUGUAAAAAAAGAAACUUUUUAGAAACCGACUGAAGGUGCAUAUCUUUUCUAACGGCCCCUGAUCCUUCUUACCACUGGUUUCAUUUCUACUGAUCUAUCGACUUUAGCAGCUGGGGAACACAAGCAGUGCACCUCAACAUCCAGACAAUGGGCAUCAAGUUGGCUGUAGCAUAGAUUGUGUUCGGAGGAAUACAUAACUAACUGAGUUACUUUGAUUUCUUCUCACUUCCAAGCAUUUCAGCCAGACAGUAACAAAGACACCAUUUUCCUUUUUCUUCACCAUUAUCCUUCAUCAAUGUAUUUGGUGUGAAACAAACAUGUCGUUGGUUGUGUUGUCGAGCGCUGCACUGAAAUGUUUUCUAUUCUAUGACUAAGAAAGCCAAAUAAAUUUCAGUUUAAAUGAGGUUUGGCGUGCAGAGGCGUAGUUACCGAUGGUGAGCCGUUUUGCCGGGAGCUGAGACAGUAAUUGGCCAAAAAGUUCUCUUAAAUCACCAGUAGGAACACAAUGGAGAUGCACCACAUGCUAUGACUUGUCAAGUCAAAUUCCAAUUUCAAAGUCCAUGUAGCCUGCAGAUGUGGUCAGCAGGAUGGAAGAAAACCUAAAGGGUCAACUCUAUCUCUUAUA
Messenger RNA from Scleropages formosus (Asian bonytongue), 4362 nucleotides. RefSeq names its product protein Wnt-7b-like. The transcript has 4 exons. Lineage: Eukaryota; Metazoa; Chordata; Actinopteri; Osteoglossiformes; Osteoglossidae. The coding region runs from base 1883 to 2944 and encodes 353 amino acids. Gene Ontology annotation, molecular function: frizzled binding; cytokine activity. The record is from RefSeq and is a predicted model, not a curated record. Gene Ontology annotation, biological process: neuron differentiation; positive regulation of JNK cascade; multicellular organism development. Gene Ontology annotation, cellular component: extracellular region.